AUGGAUAAAAUUUUACCACCCCAAAGUGUCCAAUCAAUCCCAUCCUAUUCCGAAGUACCUACGGAAUUUCUAAACUUACUAGAGUUAGAGAUUUUUAAUAAAUUGUAUUCUAAUAAUAUUUUUAACACCAAUUCAACACGUAAACAAUGGAUGGAAUUUGCAAGAUGGGCACACUUUACAACCUCUAAAACUUACUACAAACAGUUUAGAGGGCAUUGUCGUCGUCUUUGGGCAAAAAUAUUACAUGCACAUAAUCAGCAGACAGAGGCUCAGAAAAAACCUCUAGAGCAUUAUGUUAUUCCUAAGGCAUUUCAACAAAACUCAAAAGAAAAGCUUAAUCUUGCAGACGAAACAACAAAAAAAGUUAUGUGUGGCAUUAACCUUAGUGGAUAUAGACAUGUCCUCAAGCCUCAAUGUUCUAAAAAUACAUUGGGUGAAACGAUAGUAGAUUUUUAUACCCUUCCAAAUCCUGUG
Messenger RNA from Ambispora leptoticha, 474 nucleotides. NCBI's taxonomy places the organism in Eukaryota, Fungi, Glomeromycota, Glomeromycetes, Archaeosporales, Ambisporaceae. The record is from the annotation of a GenBank genome assembly.